AUGUCGCAUCCCGCGGCAAACUUGAGCGUUUUCUUACAAGAUAAAUCCUGGCAAUACCCGACCUACCCGUUACCUACAACGGACUCUCUUACUGGCCUUGAUCUUGCCGCCAUCUACGGCCGCAAGUUCUUUGUGAGGCGAACAUUACGAGAAAAUCCUUCUGUCUUGCAACGUCGGUGUCAACGGCCGUUGUUGGAUUAUGCUCUGAGAGGUCUGAACAUGCAGGUGGUGGAGAGCGGAGCAUUAAAAUCUCGCAUCUUCUAUGUCCAUCAUCCGUAUAGAGUAGUGGAAGAAUUGCUCGCUCACGGUGCGGAUCCAAAUCAGAAGAUGGCAUUAUACCACGGGCAGACCGUCUGGGGAAUGUUCUUGUGCUCUCUUUGGGAGCUUGUAUCUGAAUUUUAUGAGUAUUCCCUGCCCAGAUGGCUCAAAGUAGUCCGAAUCCUGUUAGAGCACGGCGCCGAUCCGGAUUUGCGCUUCGUUUUCUCUCCUGAGGGAGCCGUAACCGCACCCAACUCUGGGUACUGCAGCGCAAAAGAUCUAGAUGACUCAGGUUAA
Mytilinidion resinicola is the source of this 555-nucleotide messenger RNA. RefSeq lists its product as uncharacterized. Bases 1 to 555 code for a protein of 184 amino acids. The transcript has a single exon. The record is from RefSeq and is a predicted model, not a curated record. NCBI's taxonomy places the organism in Eukaryota, Fungi, Ascomycota, Dothideomycetes, Mytilinidiales, Mytilinidiaceae.